Schizosaccharomyces cryophilus OY26 is the source of this 990-nucleotide messenger RNA. Its product is annotated as Swr1 complex subunit Swc2. NCBI's taxonomy places the organism in Eukaryota, Fungi, Ascomycota, Schizosaccharomycetes, Schizosaccharomycetales, Schizosaccharomycetaceae. The record is from RefSeq and is a predicted model, not a curated record. Gene Ontology annotation, molecular function: ATP-dependent H2AZ histone chaperone activity. The transcript has 2 exons. Gene Ontology annotation, biological process: regulation of DNA-templated transcription; chromatin remodeling. Gene Ontology annotation, cellular component: nucleus. Bases 1 to 990 code for a protein of 329 amino acids.
AUGUCAGAACACGAGUCCUUGAUUGCUGGUCGCUCGAGACGAGCAAAUGCUGGCAAUAAACUACGGGAAUUAUUAGAAAAAGAACAUAUAAGGGCUUCUACGGAAGAAGGCGAACCUGAAAAAGAAGAUGAAGAGUACAGUCUCGAAACCGAAGUGGACGCAGAACGCGAUAUUGACAUUUCGAGUGAAAGUAGUGAAUCCGAAGAAGGUGAAGAAGAGCAGCAAGUGGAAUUGGCUGAAAAAGAAGAGAGAUUGCUUCGUCAAGAGGAGAAAUCGGAGAAACGUCGUUUACAGAAACAUCGAAUUACCAAUUUGCAAAAAUCCCUUGGAACACCCAAAACAAAGUUGCCAGAAAAAAGCGAACCUGGACUCCUAAAAAAAACAUAUAAGAAACAAAAAGCCGACCCUUCUUCUCGGAGGUCGAGCUCCAGAAUGCAUACAAUUCGCAUGACACAAUCGACGGAGCAUCGAUUGCAGGAAGCCAAACCAAGAAGAAAGUAUACAGUUCAUGCCGGUACGGAUCGAACGAAAUUUGGUUUGACACAACAGCAGCGAUUAGAAGAGGCUGCUAAAACGGAGGCUUUCAACAUUGGCUCUUUGCGAAGCUACGUCAAUUAUGAAGAACAACGAAAGCUUCGACUGCGAAGAAGUGCUGCUAAACAUCGGCGCUUGCAAGGUCCAAUAAUUAAGUUUAUCACCAAAACAGAGACGUUGGAUGACCAAAAACAAUUCCGAAAUUAUUAUGUCGCUCCUCUUGAACAUCCUCUCAGCCAAGGUCCUAUGGAAGUACCCAGCUUGCCAGAAAAUGUUAUUGAGGAAUGUCCAAUUACGGGACAUAGGGCAGUCUAUAUGGAUCCCUUGACAAGAUUGCCUUUUGCAAAUGCGGCUGCCUUUCAAGAGCUGCGAGAUGUCUAUCACCAAAAAGUUAUGAAUGAAGAGAAUUUAAUUACUGAUGAUACGAAAAAUAGAGAACAAAAAAGCAUAACUUAA